Molecule: messenger RNA, 478 nt
Organism: Meriones unguiculatus (Mongolian gerbil)
Lineage: Eukaryota; Metazoa; Chordata; Mammalia; Rodentia; Muridae
Product: small proline-rich protein 2D-like
Exons: 2
Coding region: 107-352 (81 amino acids)
Cellular component (GO): cornified envelope
Source: RefSeq, a predicted model, not a curated record
GCUGAGCAGCCAGUCCUAUAAAGAGGUCCUUGGCUGCAUGACUGCAGACUGCUGGUCCUCAGUUCCUGGACUACUUUGAAGAAACUGAUCCUGAGACUUCAGCACAAUGUCUUACCAAGAGCAGCAGUGCAAGCAGCCCUGCCAGCCUCCUCCUGUGUGCCCACCCCCAAAGUGCCCAGAGCCUUGUCCUCCUCCAAAGUGCCCAGAGCCUUGUCCUCCUCCAAAGUGUCCUGAGCCUUGUCCUCCUCCAAAGUGCCCUGAGCCUUGCCCUCCUCCCCCAUGUCAGCAGAAAUGUCCUUCUGUGCAACCUUCUCCACCAUGUCAGCAGAAGUGCCCACCCAAGAGCAAGUGAGGGAUGGUUUCAGCAGCAUCAGGAACAAGAGAAGAGAAGUGAAUGUCUCUCCUCUACCUCCAGAGCAACACGCCCAUAUUUUCUUCAACGUCUGUCAUGGAUGCAGAAGACUUGUCUCUACCCUUC